Molecule: messenger RNA, 1284 nt
Organism: Ectocarpus siliculosus
Lineage: Eukaryota; Phaeophyceae; Ectocarpales; Ectocarpaceae
Source: the annotation of a GenBank genome assembly
AUGCUUCCUCGUCGAGGUUACGAGCCCGUCGACGAUGUAGACGAGGAUAGCGCGCCAGAUCUGCAGGCGGCUGCCGCCAGCGAGCGCGAUGACGAUCAUCAUGUCCAAGGAGAACUGUCCGCUCUUUGCAGUUCCGUUCCAGCGGCAGCAGCAGCAGCGGGAGGAAAGGGGAACAGCAGUGAUGGAGUGAAUUCAAGAACAGCAGGAGCAGGUGAGGUUCGCAGCGACGACGACGAUGACGACGGGAGGAUGACGGUCAGGGUGCUGGACGUCAGGGGGCAGUUUUAUCCACUCCGCGUCACGCCGGAGACCUCGGUGCGGGAGCUGAAGCUCAUGUUGGUUGACGCGGCUGGGGUGGAGGUGCCAAGGCAGCGCAUCAUCCAUGGCGGAAAGAUGCUCAGCGAUGCCGACACCUUGGGCGGCCGGAAAAUCUCAGACGGAGCAGCGAUACACCUCUUCCAGAGGCCCAAGGUGGCCGCGGCCGCCGCUGCGGGCGUAGGCACCGCCUCCGCGCAGCAACCGGGCAACCUGCACGAGUUCCCUCCGGUGCUGCUACAGGUCCAGGAGAGGGGCGGGAACGGGGAGGGCGCCGGUGCGCACUGGGAAGUCGAGGCCCCGCGACGAAAGAUCAUGUUUCUGGCUUCAAUCUUGGUGCUCAUCUCCGUCCUCCAGCUUCUGGAAUGCCUUGCGAGCAUCUCUACGGUGUUGUCAGUGCCAGGGGCAGCGGGGGGCAGCACCGGUGGCGGCAAUGGCGGGAGCGCACACCCUAGCCUCCCUGGCGAGUAUUGGUUCCUUGUGAAGGGGAGAACCCUUUCGAGCGUCAUGGGCAUCGUGGUGGGGACCCUCGGCGUCCGUGGGUCCCAGAGCCUCAACACGCACACCAUCAGGUGGUACUUCGUGGGACUCGUCAUGUGCGCGAUCGUGGCGAUGGCGAUACGAAUAGAAGUGUUCUACGACAUCGUCACGGGCAAGAUCCCGUUCGGCGACUACGGGAUAAACUCCCCAGACUCGUCGAGGGAGAACGAUCCGGGAGAGGGAGGAGGCGGUGGGGGCGGGGGCGGGAAUGGCACGGGAGAUGAGGGGGGGCCAGGGGCGCACCACGAGACGGCGGAGGCAGCGCAGAGCAGUCUCUUCUUCAUGGCCUUCAGUGCGUUCGUGUCGGUGAGUCCAGCAAGAGGUCGGAGUGGACCGGGACGGUUGUUUUUCGAUGUCGUGGUCGUUCCGCCAAGGAUGAAGAGAAAGGUGGUGGCACCUUUGAGAACUGGAUGCCAGAAAAGGGUGUAG